GUGGGAGGCGGCACAGAGAGAAAGAGAGUGAAGACAGAGACCGUGAGUGUGAGGGAGGGAAGGAGAGGGCCCGGGCCCGCCGUCUCCUCCUCCCGCGGGAUGUCGGUGGUCUUCGUGCCGCAGAGACUGCGGGGGAAAUGCGAGAUUAACCAGGCGACCAUCCAGAAGUUACUUGAUGAAAACAACCAGUUAAUUCAGUGCAUUGUGGAGUACCAGAACAAUGGAAAGGCUGCAGAGUGCACUCAGUAA
Molecule: messenger RNA, 249 nt
Organism: Rhincodon typus (whale shark)
Lineage: Eukaryota; Metazoa; Chordata; Chondrichthyes; Orectolobiformes; Rhincodontidae
Gene: ss18l2
Product: ss18, like 2
Exons: 2
Coding region: 100-249 (49 amino acids)
Source: RefSeq, a predicted model, not a curated record